UCACGCGGAGGCCGGAAUCCGAGGCUCUGGAAAAUAAACGCUUGUUAUUCUCAGUGCCCAGGCAGUUUGAGACGGACAGCCUGUUAAAAUGUGUCACAAGUGCUUGAAGACGGAGUGUCCGCAGAGGGAUCGCAUCGUUCUUGAAAGUGGUACUUUCAUGCUGAAUCUGCGCUGUUGCUCUGAGUGUGGGGUCCGGGACAUCAAGAACACGGAGAAGCACGAGGAAGAGGAUGAGGAGGGUACCGAGAUCGUCACGUUUUCACACACGUGUUCAGCCUGUCGUCACCUGAUCGCGGUGCACCGCCACACGUUCAGUGUGGAAGAGGGCUACCAGGAGUACGCCAUGGAGUGCAGUCUCUGCGGCAGCGGUCAGGACUCGCACAGCGUCCUGCCGGACGAUCCCCGACACAGCCUGCAGACGGAGCUGCUGUAGCCGGCGACGAACCGCUGGUGUGAAGUUGCUGCAGCGGGUGUAGCGGACGCUUGUGCAGCGGGCGCUGGUUCAGCGGGUGUUGGUGCAGCGGCCCACCCGGAAUGCCGAUGAUUAAACGCGUUUGUAUUAAUAUCAUGUGAUGUGGAGUGAGACAGAGUGGACAGCCUGGACAUGAGUGGACUGGCCUGGCCUGACCAGGCUUGGACAGCGCGGUUGGCUGGGAUGGGAUGCUUCUGCCAGUGCGUGUGGUGCAUGUUGACUGAGAGGUGAACAGAAUGCGCCAUGGCAGGUGGUGCGCAGCACGCUCUUGAGCCGUGACGUGAAGCACGCUCAUGCUGCGAAUUGUGAACCGAUGGUGCCGGUUAUGAGCGCCUGAUCUUCCGUCGAAAAACGGUGCGGGGCUUUGUUGAGGAGCCUAGGAUUGACCAGUGCUUGUGUCGCGAACGCUGCUUCCCCAACACUUACAUUCAAGAAGCAUGUACGUGCUCGGAGACUAUGUAUGCCUUGACGUCCCGCUCGCGUGCUAACGUGGAGUCAGGUCCCGAUACGCUUCUCCUCCGCGUUCAGAGGGCAUGCGUAACAAGCACUCCUGACCUGACCUGACCAUCUAUGAACCGUUUUGCUUUCGGAAAAAAGUGGAAAGGUCUGUGUCGAUUCACUCAUUUUGACCUGUGGGCGAAUGGUACCCAACGUACAACGCAGAUAUCGUGCACUAUUUUCUUCUCGGUUAAAAGCGGUAGCCCGCAUCAACCAGUGUGUGCCUGCAUCGGAAUUCCGUUGAACGUGCAGACGCGUAUGCUUCUUAUCACAAACCCUCAGGUACCGCUCCCGGUGUUUAUAUCGGGCAUCAAU
Pollicipes pollicipes is the source of this 1285-nucleotide messenger RNA. Its product is annotated as protein Churchill. The coding region runs from base 89 to 433 and encodes 114 amino acids. Gene Ontology annotation, molecular function: zinc ion binding. Gene Ontology annotation, biological process: positive regulation of DNA-templated transcription; fibroblast growth factor receptor signaling pathway; multicellular organism development. The transcript has 3 exons. The record is from RefSeq and is a predicted model, not a curated record. Lineage: Eukaryota; Metazoa; Arthropoda; Thecostraca; Pollicipedomorpha; Pollicipedidae.